CGCCGGGCGCGAGGGGAGGGGCGGUGCUGGCAAGGGCGGUGGCUCCCUCUGAGGAGGCCUGAGGGCAGGUGGACCUGCGGGCUGGGACGGCUCGGCAGCCCCUUUACAACUCGUUUUCUUCGCAUCCACCUUCGCAGGGCAGCGGCUGGCGGCGCAAUGAACCUGGCCGGGCUCCUGCUGGACGAAGAAGGCACCUUCUCCGUCACCGGCUUCCAGGACUUUUCGUUCCUCCCAGGACACCAGAAGUUGAGUUCGAGGAUCCGGAGAAGACUUUACUAUGGCUGGGACUGGGAAACUGACUGUAGCCUGGAGGAGCUCUCCAGCCCCAUGGCAGACAUUGCUGUGGAAUUGCUCCAGAAGGCAGCCCCCAGCCCUAUUCGCCGUCUCCAGAAGAAAUACGUAGCCCAUGUGUCCCGGGAGGCGUGCAUCUCCCCGUGUGCUAUGAUGCUAGCUCUGGUGUACAUUGAGCGGCUGCGGCACCGAAACCCUGACUACCUACAGCAUGUGUCCUCCUCUGACUUGUUCCUGAUCUCUAUGAUGGUGGCUAGUAAGUACCUCUACGAUGAAGGGGAGGAGGAGGAGGUCUUCAAUGAUGAAUGGGGAGCUGCAGGGGGUGUGGCUGUGCCCACUCUCAAUGCCCUGGAGAGGGGCUUCCUGAGUGCCAUGGAUUGGCGUCUCUACACUGACCCUCGGGAGAUCUUUGAGGUGCUGAGCUGGUUAGAGAGCUGUGUGGCUGAGCAUCAGGGACGGCGACGGGGCUGGUACACCUAUACAGACCUGUGUGUGCUGCUGGAGCAGCCAGCCUGGCAGCUGGCCCUGGGCUCCCUCUGCCAUCAACUGGCAAAGCUGUCCUGCCUAUUAGCGAUAGCAUAUGUGAGCAGUGUGGCCCUGGCUGUGGCAUCAGUGGCUGUAAUAUACCAGUCCUUGGGACUGUCCUGCAGUCCUCCACCUGGCCCCCCGGACCUUGGACUGGCCUCCAGGUGCCUCUUGGAACCCUGCAUACCUUCUCCUGUGCCACAGUGCCUGCCAUCUCCUGGCAAUGUCUCCAGCUGCCUGGAAAGCGACAUAAGGCUACAUUCACUCUGGGACAGUCUUCUGGCCUCAUUGACCCCCCCACCGUUGCCUCCCCCAGACCCUCCUGCCCCUCCCACUCUUCUCCAUAACUGUCCCCUUUGCCAGAAGCUCCAGAAAGACUUGCCAACUUGUCGUGCCUGCCACCAUCCCAACCAUACGGUGCCCACAGGACCCCCAAGUCCCUGGUACCACUCCUAUGGCCCAGCUCCACCCUGGGCCUGGAGCCCCAUGCCCUCCUUGCUCCCACAGCCCCAGGAGUGUUCCCUUUUUGGCAUCAUGGAGCUGGCCCGCCUUAAGUCUUUCAUUUUCCCAGGCUAGGUAGGGUUCUGAGGAAUUCCUGGUGAGGACUUGGGAGUCCUGGAGGAAGAAUGCUUGAGUUAGAUUCUCUCUACCUCUCUGGGUCCUUGGCUGGUCCCGUUAUUCUGGGUGAGGGAGCUUAAGGGGUGAUGGGGCAGAAGGCCUACAGGUCACUUGCUCUUUUAGGCUUAAGCGGCUGGCUGCUUGGGCAAGCAGUGGUGGUGCCACAGAAAGCCUCAGUUCAGUGACCAGGGGCAUGCCACAGAUGGACAGAGAAGCCCUUGUCUCCUUACCGCUAGACUCUUUUUAGACUAGCCUUUUAGUUCCCUGGGAUGGAAGGGUAAAGGUGGGAGAUGAGAAGUGGGGGAGGGAGGGAAUGCUGACCAGGCUCUGUGUGAUGUCUCUGAAGCAAGAGAGCCAGGGACUGAUAGGGCCAAGGGGAGAGCUUCCGAGCGAAGGCCGGUGAGGUGGGAACCCGAUCCACACCCGCCCCUUGGGGAUAGUCCAGAGGAGCCAGGACUGCCGGGACCUUCAACCUUGCCCUUUGGUCUUCCCACCUUUUCUUUUUAGUACUCUGCUCCUGGGCUUCCAUUUCUUCCGGUUCCUCUUCUGGGUGUUCUCACAGGCCUCUCUGGCCACCGCUUUGUAUCUGGGUUUUUCCACGCUUUUGUAGAACUGGGGUUUCAAUAAACAGUUUCAGUUGCAUGGCCUGGACUCCUUCUCUGGCAGCCCUUGGCAGAACUUCCUCCCCCACAUCUGCCUUCUGAGCCUCCCUGCUCCCUGACUCCGUCAUCCUGCAACUCUCUCUCCGCCCCAUUUCGGAAGAACCUCCCUGCCUCCCCGUUCCCAGCACCCAGGGGUCACUGGCACGGCUCCGCUUGGUUGCUGUGGGGUGUGGGUGGUGACCACUGUGCCUGGGGUUGGCCCUAUCCAUCUUAAGUUCUGGGUGAGCGCCACUCUUACAGAUCCUGAAGCACAUUUGGGGAGAGAGGCCAAGUCAAGUAUGCAGCAGAUCCCUGCCAGUUCGAGGGCAAGCCCCAACCCCUGAACCCUAAAUCCAGCCCUGUCCAGCACGUGGUGGUAGUCAUUAAGAGCAGUCCGAGGCUGGGUUAUUGGAAGAAGGAAAACCUCUCUGAGCUGAACUGAGGGUAUUUAAGACUACUUCAGAUUAUCCAUAGCUGGGGUGUACUACCUGCCUGCCAGGGGGGCAUUUUUGAGGCAAAUAUUUGAAGAUAUGCUACUCGUAUUUAGCCACGGCAGAAUGCUAGACACUCUGCAAUGCUCAAGACCCCUUUUAUUAGGAAGAGUUCCCAAGAUGACUUUGGAAUGACCAGCUGCACGUCGUGCAUAGGGAAACCUUUAUAUUUGAGCCUAGAACUAUCCGACUUCACAUGUAAACACAAAGUCCUUUUUGUACAAUUUGAAAAAGUCUGAUUUCCAGGAAUGCACAUCCAUGUAAAUUAAAACUAACUUUGCUUCAACGCUUGA
This is a messenger RNA of Artibeus jamaicensis (Jamaican fruit-eating bat), 2859 nucleotides long. RefSeq names its product cyclin Pas1/PHO80 domain containing 1 (gene CNPPD1). The record is from RefSeq and is a predicted model, not a curated record. Gene Ontology annotation, biological process: regulation of cyclin-dependent protein serine/threonine kinase activity. Gene Ontology annotation, molecular function: cyclin-dependent protein serine/threonine kinase regulator activity; protein kinase binding. Lineage: Eukaryota; Metazoa; Chordata; Mammalia; Chiroptera; Phyllostomidae. The transcript has 8 exons. Gene Ontology annotation, cellular component: nucleus; cyclin-dependent protein kinase holoenzyme complex. Bases 157 to 1392 code for a protein of 411 amino acids.